GAGAUCCUCUUUGGUAGAGGACGGCCGUCGCGAGAUGAGGAGUUGAUUGGGCGAGCCUGUCGCGCGGCGGCCUGGCCGGAGAGGAGUUGCCAGUGGCGCGUGUGUUAAAAUGACAAAGAAAAGGAAAUAUCAAGAAGAUUUUCAUAAAGUCAAGCUAAAAGUUGGAAAAAAGAAGCCUAGACUGGAAAAUGCAACUGACACAAACUUCAAAACAAGGUCUAUACACCUUCCCGAGCAGCUUAGAGAGGAUGGAAUACUUCCAACAAACAACAGAAAGCUUAACAUAAAGGAUCUGCUUUCACAAAUGAACCACUACAAUGCUGGAGUCAAGCAGAGUGCACUUUCUGGGCUCAAGGAUCUGCUGUCCCGGUAUCCAUUCGUAAUUGAUGCACACCUUUCAAACCUCCUGAGUGAAAUAGCAGCUGUGUUUACAGACAAAGAUUCUGCUGUCCGAGCAGCAGCCAUCUCCCUCCUCCAAUUUUUGGCUCCAAAAAUAAGAGCGGAGCACAUUUUGCCAUUUUUCCCUUUACUGAGUGCCCACCUCUCCAGUGCCAUGACUCACAUCAAUGAAGGAAUUCAAGAGGAUUCGUUGAAGGUACUAGACAUUUUAUUGAUGGAGUAUCCUACUUUGCUGGUGGAUCGCAGUAGUGUGUUACUCAAUAACUUUGUGGAGCUUAUUUCUCAUCAGCAACUAUCAAAACAAUUAAAAAAUAAAGAGAAAAUGUGUUGGAUGCUAUCUGUUAAUCCUAAUCGCAGAACAACUUCCCAACAGUGGAGAUUGAAUGUCUUGGUUAGGCUCCGGAAGUACCUCCAAGUGCUGGCAGAUGGGCCUCGUGAGUUGGAAACUGACAUUGACGGGCUACCUGAGCAAAAUGGCAGUCCCCAAGUACAGAAAAAUGCCUUGUACGUGAAUUGGCAGGAACAUGCUAGUGGUCAAGAGCACAUCCAGAUGUAUGAAAAUGGUGGUUUGCAUCGCAAAACUAAUUCUUCAUUCAGGUUGAGCUCUUUGAUAACUAUGACAGGCAAUAUUGAAAAUGGCCUGUCAUCCACUGACAACUUAAAAAGAUUUAUUCAGGUAAUAAUUCCUUUGCUUCUUGAUUGUUGGAUUGAAGCGUCUCCUCCACAACUUACGCCUCCCAUUCUUGGAAAUCUUCGGGAACCAGGAUCUCAGCAGCUUAUGGAACAAGUUGUACAUAUCAUAUACUUGUUGUGGAAACUUGCAAAGCAAAUUGAAGAUGCAAAUGAAAUGGAAGCAUGGCUUCGAGCAAAUUACCUGACUGAUUUUCAACUUCAUUUCAUGUCUCACUUUCCUUAUUCUUUCCAAGAAACAAUCAAACACAAAAAGAGAGAGACUUUGAAAAGCCCCAAGAGCCAUAUUGCACCUUCAAACAAUAUUGACCAUCUUUUGUUGAACUUAACGUUAUGUGAAAUCAUGGUUUCACUGGCAACUGCUUCAACACUACAAAUGGAUUCUAGUUGGGUUAAUAUGAUUAAGAAGUUUGUGAUAGAGACCCUUCAGGAUGGCUCUAAGUUAAGCAGUAAGCAGUUGGUCAAAUUACUUAGUGUGGCUUGGAGACUUUUACAGAUACACAUAAACAAAGUGUCAUCAGAAACUUUAAUGAAAGCAGUAUAUACACUUUACCAGCAACGAAACCUUCUGCUUCCUGUACGUGCAUUGCUUUUGAAAUUUUUUAACAGAGCUUAUCAAAAUGAAGAGUUGAAUCUUUAUACAAACAGAAGCAGGAGCAAAGUUUUAACUCGCUGGCUGGCUGGUCUACCUCAGCAGCUUGUUCUGCUUGGCUUGAGAAAUCCUGAGCUUUCGGACCAGCUGAUUGUUACUAUUUAUUCUGCUGCUUCUCGAGCAAACAAUGAAAUCCUCCAGAGUUUACAAGCUGCAGCUCCUCGGAUUUAUGAUCCACUAGAUGGUGCUGUGGCUCUUUUGCCAGAAGAAUCGCAGAAGCGUUUAGUCCAGCUGGUUCACUUUUUGCCUCACUUACCAGGCAAUUUGCUUUCUUCUCUCUGUCGCUGCUGCAUUAUGGGAAAGCUGUCCAUAAAAUUAUCUACAACUCUCAUUUGGAUAUUGCAUAUGAGAUCUUCAUUUGUGGGUUGGAAAUAUCCAGUACAAGGCAGUUCAUUGGCUGACAUGGAUUAUUUCAGCUUCUUGUUUUCAACUCUUACAGGCUUUUCCAGAGAAGAGUUAACGAACCUUCAGAGUAUUAGGGGGAAACCACACAUAAGCCAAACACAGCUCUCCCCUGUCCACCUUUACCUGACUGAUCUGGAACAGUUCUCCUUUCACUGGGCGGUGACUGAGGUAGUGAGCCAGUGCCUCUCCACAAUAUCUUCACGAAGUCAAUGCAUAGAUAUUGUACAAAGUGGCAUUUGUAAAUACCUGGCAGGAUUAACUGUAAUACCUGACAGCACUGCUGGAUCUGUUUUGUGUGCCAUUAGUAAGCUCAUGGAUCAAGGGUGCCUCCUGAAUGAAAACCUCUUCAAGUUCCUAACUUCUUUGUGUUACAGUCUCCUUUUUCUCCUCUUAACAAUAGAGCGAGAAGAUUCAGAACAUUUACAGAAGAGGGAUGUGCUGUGGGGGGCCUGCAUUUCAUUGCUUACUACCUUGCCUCGGAUUUUGAGGCUGAUGCUUCUGAGCCUUCACGUGAACAGAAUCUGUCGAGAAGAAUUGCCUGUUGUGGCUCAGCUCCUGCGUUUACUAAUGCAACACGGGCAGCUUCGGAGUCAUAUGGUGGCCAAUGAACCUCUGGUGAAGCAGAUUGUCAGAGAUAUGAUGGCGCUGAAGAGUGGUGAAACCCAAGAGCAGUGGCUAACAGAUCUCCAUUACUAUUUCAACAUAUACUUAGCCACGCAUCCCUUGGGAUGUGGGGCAGCUAACUCAGUCUAUUAAGGAGAACAGCUGCCUUUAGUUGAAAUCUUUUGUGUUCAUUUUGGUAUGAAUCCAAAAUCAUAAUUUUAUGUGGAAAUUAAAAUACGUUUUGUAAAA
Molecule: messenger RNA, 2998 nt
Organism: Anolis sagrei ordinatus
Lineage: Eukaryota; Metazoa; Chordata; Lepidosauria; Squamata; Anolidae
Gene: TEX10
Product: testis expressed 10
Cellular component (GO): nucleus; MLL1 complex
Source: RefSeq, a predicted model, not a curated record